AUGGAAGCUCAGGGUCCCUUGGACGUUGUUCCCGAGGAAAACUAUCCCCCAUUGAUUACGCAGGCGAAUUACUUGUCUACAAAACAAUUAAUAGACCAGGUUUUGAGCGAAGACCAAGAAUAUGUAGCGUGGAAAUUGAAGGACAUGAGGACGGGAGGUACAAUGAACGGAUACUUGAAACAAUACCUUGAAUAUUCGGGAGAUUCAGAUGGAAAGAUUCUGGUAAGGGGAGAAGAUGGGAUCGAUAUGGCACAAUUUGACAGAUUGCAAAAGCUCGAAAGACGUGAUGGAGCUUUGAACAGAGACGACGGCAAGUUUAGAAGACGAAAUGGAGGCAAAAUAAGCAAACCCGCGCCGGGUAGUCAUAUUGUUGAAAAAUUGAGAUUUCCGAGAGAAGUGUACGACGAGCAAUUGCGGAAUCUACCGCAUGGCCGUGAAUUGGACCAGUCUGAACAACUGAAUCUGCUGGUAACGAAUUUAGAUGAGGACCAAAUGAAUCGCUUCGAAGUGUUCCGUAGAACUUCGCUCGCUAAGAAUAACGUGAAGAAGAUAUCGGGGCUAGUGACUGGCCAAACAGUGGCUGCCAACAUCAAUCUGCUACUUGCAGGUGUUGGGAAGAUUCUAGUUGGUGAGAUGGUAGAAAAAGCGCUCGAGGUUAAAAAGAAAAUGCUCGUUGCUCUCAUGUUGGGCAAAUUCCGUGAGAAGGAAGUGGCAGCUCACCGACUGAAAAAGAGCCUCAAGAAGCUCACAAUGAUGGUUGAGGGCGCCGAACAUCCUUAUGAGGACAGUGUGGACGAAGCGGAAGAAGAUUUUUUACAGGAGGGAGACGAAGAAGAGCAAGCCAACGAGAUCGUCGACAGUAAUCAGCUGCUGAAGUCUCAUGUCAACUCAGAAGAAAUAAGACGAGGUAUCAUUAAACACUACAACAAGUUGGUUAAAAGGUUCAAUGCGUUAGAUGUCAGCAUCGAAAAGUACUCAGACAGUCCUUUACUUCCCGAGCAUAUUCGUGAAGCGUGGAGGCUCUAUCGCACGGAAAACGACACGGUACCUCAAGCGACAUGGAGGACACAGGGCGAAUGUAAUGGAUGGAUGUUCAGAUAG
This is a messenger RNA of Lachancea mirantina, 1101 nucleotides long. The record is from the annotation of a GenBank genome assembly. NCBI's taxonomy places the organism in Eukaryota, Fungi, Ascomycota, Saccharomycetes, Saccharomycetales, Saccharomycetaceae.